Molecule: messenger RNA, 1227 nt
Organism: Propithecus coquereli (Coquerel's sifaka)
Lineage: Eukaryota; Metazoa; Chordata; Mammalia; Primates; Indriidae
Gene: SULT2A1
Product: sulfotransferase family, cytosolic, 2A, dehydroepiandrosterone (DHEA)-preferring, member 1
Exons: 6
Coding region: 121-978 (285 amino acids)
Biological process (GO): sulfation
Cellular component (GO): cytoplasm
Molecular function (GO): sulfotransferase activity
Source: RefSeq, a predicted model, not a curated record
UGGGCAGAGGUUAAUGAUUGUUUUCUCUUUACCAUAAAAUCCAAUGUGCCAGCAGCCGCAGCAGCCUCCAGUGGUGACUGCGGCUGACCCCCUCACACCAAGCACAAAGAGCCGAUCAUCAUGUCAGACGACUACUUCUGGUAUGAAGGGAUAGCUUUCCCUGUCGUCGAUUACAGCGCUGAAAUCCUAAGAAAAGUACGUGAGGAGUUUGUGCUGAAGGACGAGGAUGUAGUGACAGUGACUUACCCCAAAUCAGGAACACAUUGGUUGUCAGAGAUUCUCUGCCUGAUUCGAUCCAAGGGAGAUACCAAGUGGAUCCAAUCCGAGCCCCUCUGGGAGCGCUCACCCUGGGUAGACACUGAGCACGGGUUUACAUUACUAAAUAAGAAGGCAGGCCCACGCUUCCUCAACUCCCACCUGCCUGUCCAUCUCUUCCCCAAGUCUAUCUUCAGUUCCAAGGCCAAGGUGAUUUAUCUCAUCAGAAAUCCCAAAGAUAUUAUUGUGUCUGGUUAUUUUUUCUGGAAUUCAGUGCAUCUCGCUAAGAAACCAAAGUCAAUAGAACAGUAUCUCCAAUGGUUCGUGGAAGGAAACGUGAUAUAUGGGUCAUGGUUUGACCACGUUCAUGGCUGGGUGUCCAUGAGAGAGAGGGGAAACUUCCUGAUGCUGAGUUACGAAGAGCUGAAAUGGGACACAGAAAGAACCAUAGAGAAGAUCUGUCAAUUCCUGGGUAAGAAGAUGGAACCAGAAGAACUUAACUCAGUCAUCAAGAAUAGUUCCUUUCAGGUCAUGAAAGAAAACAAGAUGUCCAAUUUUUCCCUCCUGAGUGAUACUUACAUAGUUCACAAAGAACCACUUAUGAGAAAAGGCGUAACUGGGGACUGGAAAAAUUACUUCUCAGUGGCCCAAGCUGAAGCCUUUGAUAAACUAUUCAAGGAGAAGAUGGCAGAUCUUCCUAGAGAGUUGUUCCCUUGGGAAUAACGUCCAAAAAAUCCUGGAUCUCAUAUGGAUACUGAUAUUUGUCCUCCUGUCCCUGUACAUGUGUGUGACAGGGGGGUCAUGGCAGAAAAUUUAUUAUUUCAUCCUGGAGCCUUAAAAUAUCAAAUCUUUGUCUCUUUGACUCGACUUCCUUGUUAAAAAUGACCAUGGUACCCCCACGCAUGUCAUGGCAUCCCAGACUUUUUUAAAUGUUUGUAACAUUUCAAGCAUAUAGAAUGCUAUAAAAAUAAU